CUCCAGGCGUUUAAUAAUCUGGAAAACCUGAUGUUCGGGAAGGGAUUCCAAGCCAAGAUUUUCCCAGAGAUUCUGCUCUGUCUGUGCCUGUCACUCUUCGCCUCUGGUCUGGUUCACCGUGUCUGUGUGACGACGUGCCUCAUCUUCUCACUCCUCGCCUUGUUGUACAUCAACAAAAUAUCUGCGGCCCUCUACCAAGCAGCUGCUCCUGCCGUGACUCCAGCCAAGGCCACCAGCAAAAGCAAGAGGAAGAACUGA
Molecule: messenger RNA, 258 nt
Organism: Cynoglossus semilaevis (tongue sole)
Lineage: Eukaryota; Metazoa; Chordata; Actinopteri; Pleuronectiformes; Cynoglossidae
Gene: krtcap2
Product: keratinocyte associated protein 2
Exons: 3
Biological process (GO): protein N-linked glycosylation
Source: RefSeq, a predicted model, not a curated record